Molecule: messenger RNA, 5337 nt
Organism: Schistocerca gregaria
Lineage: Eukaryota; Metazoa; Arthropoda; Insecta; Orthoptera; Acrididae
Product: proton-coupled amino acid transporter-like protein pathetic
Exons: 10
Coding region: 154-1578 (474 amino acids)
Biological process (GO): amino acid transmembrane transport
Cellular component (GO): vacuolar membrane
Molecular function (GO): amino acid transmembrane transporter activity
Source: RefSeq, a predicted model, not a curated record
UCCGACCUGCGCAACUCGCGAAAGCCAGGCGCCCCCGGCAGCUGAGAGUGGGACGUCGACACACGUCGCUACCACCAACUGAGUGCAGAGCCGCCUCACCAGGCUACAACUCAGUACUACACGUUACUGGAGGACUGCUGCCCAGACGAGGACAUGGCUGAGGAGAAGCGCGGCCUGGAGCUGGAGCUGGAACUCAAGGAGCGGCCGCCACCUGCCACCCCGGCCGCUAUAGUGCCAGCCGACCAGCACGUGGCCUCCACGCUGCAGUUGGCACAGAGCGCUGAGCUGCAAUCGAGAGAGAAACUAGACGAGUACGACCCUUUCGACAAGAGGGAGAACAAGAGCGUAAGCGACGGCGGCGCGCUGAUGCACCUUCUGAAGGGCAGCCUGGGUACGGGCAUUCUGGCGAUGCCGAUGGCUUUCCGCAACUCUGGACUCGCCUUCGGCGCCGUCGCCACGCUGGUCAUCGGCUUCGUCUGCACCCACUGCGUCGGCAUGCUGGUGUCGGUGUCGCAGUCGCUGUGCCGGCGCACCCGCACGCCCUCGCUGGACUACGCACAGACCGCGGAGGCGGCCUUCCUCACGGGGCCCCCGGCUACCAGAGGCUGGGCCACCACUGCCAGGAGGAUCACGAACGGCACCCUCCUGGCUACCUACUACAGCACGAGCGUCGUCUACGUUGUCUUCAUCGCCACCUCUGUCAAGCAGGUGGGGGACCACCUGUGGCAGGAGAAGGACGUGCGACUCUACAUGGCAAUGGCAAUGCCGUUGUUGAUGGCCAUCGGCCUGGUGCGGCAGCUGCGCUGGCUGGUGCCCUUCUCAAUGAUGGCCAACGGGUUCAUCGUGGUGAGCUUCGGCAUCACUCUGGCUUACAUCUUCACGGACCUGCCGCCAACUGACCACGACCGUUCCAUGCUGGCCUCUCCUGCCCAGAUCCCGCUCUUCUUCAGCACAGUUAUCUUUGCUAUGGAAGGCAUUGGUGUGGUCCUGCCCGUGGAGAACAGCAUGAAGACGCCGCAGCACUUCCUGGGGUGCCCCGGCGUCCUCAACAUCGCCAUGGUGAUCGUCAUCUCGCUGUACGCCGUCAUCGGCUUCUUCGGCUACGUCAAGUACGGCGAGGCCACCAUGGGCAGCGUCACCCUCAACCUGCCAGUCGAGGACAUCCUGGCGCAGGUGGUGAAGCUGCUGAUCGCGGCGGCCAUCUUGUUCACGUACGGCCUGCAGCUGUACGUGCCCACACAGAUCGUCUUCUCGCCAGAACUGCGCGCCAGGCUGGGCAGCCGCUGGGAGACCACAGCCGAGGUCGCCUACCGGCUUUUGGUCGUCGUCCUCUCAGUGGCGGUGGCGGCGGCGCUGCCCAACCUGGGCCCCAUUAUCUCGCUGGUGGGCGCCGUCUGCUACUCGACGCUCGGUCUGCUGUGGCCCGCCGUCAUCGAGACGGUGGCGCUAUGGGAGCGAGGCGUCGGUCCGGCCUCGUGGCAUCUCUUCAAGAACGCGCUCAUCGCCGUCUUCGCGGUCACCGCCCUCGUCUCCGGUUCCUACGCCAGCAUCCUCGAGAUCGCAGAGGCCUACGGCUGAUGACGUCACCGGCAGCCCGCGACUCUUCCGCGGCCGUGUGUUCAAAUACUCCUCGCACAUCGUUGCCGGACACACAGCAGACACACAGUGCUAUUUAUGUUCUCUUAUCUCCUAUAUAUGCCAUGACUGUGCGACAUCUCCCUCGAGGACGCAAACAAGCAGAUGCUGGUUGGAAAAGAGUUUUCGAAAACCGACCAUUAAACUGCUCCUGCAAAAUAUUUCUUUACAUCAAGCUCUGCUAGUGGUCCUAACACACCAGUGACAAAACGUCUUGCCAAAACCCAAGAAUCUCUGGCCAAGGCAUCAAAGCGAUCACCCGGCGAUAGGCGAGCGUUAUCGUGCUGCUCCUACAUACCCUAUAUCCACUCUCAGAUUCAUUGUCAUUUAUGUUUUUCCAUAACGUGUUUGUUUGCAUGGCUAUCUUCGUAGCAGCUGUAAAAAUCAGUUAUUAUUGGUUUGUCCGUCUGAAGAUUGUUGCAAAUAAUUGAAGAGUAUUUCGUAGCACAUGCAUUUCUCUUUUGUUUAUAAAGCAUCUUCUGUGGUCAUUCUGCCAAUAUUGAUACAUAUUUGUAUAUUUUUGGACUACAAAGUUGGAGUGCAGGGAAGAACAGUGGUUCGCAGAAUGUAUGAAAAAGAUGCAGGAAAAUCGUAAAUUUAAAAAAAAGUACUUUUUUUAAUGUCGUUGUUCUUGUGGUCUUCAGUCCUGAGACUGGUUUGAUGCAGCUCUCCAUGCUACUGUAUCCUGUGCAAACAUCUUCGUCUCCCAUUACCUACUGCAACCUACAGCCUUCUGAAUCUGUUUAGUGCAUUCAUCUCGUGGUCUCCCUAUACGAUUUUUACCCUCCACGCUGCCCUCCAAUACUAAACUGGUGAUCUCUAGAUGACUCAGAACAUGUCCCUUCUUCUAGUCGUGCCACAAACUUCUCUUCUCUCCAACUCUAUUCAGUACCUCCUCAUUAGUUAUGUGACCUGCCCAUAUAAUCUUCAGCAUUCUUCUUUUUAAUGUAAAGCAACCAAAAAUGUAGAAACAUCUAUCCAUGUUUGCAGAAUGACCACAGCAGAUGCCUUGUAAACAAAAGCAAAACGUGUCUGGUGUAAAAUCCUCCUUAAUCAUCUACAGUAAGCUUAAGAAGGAGAUAUGACUAACAACUACGUGAAAUGCCUGUAGCAACAGCAAAAACAAAUUUUUCCAUUUCUUGGUGGAAACUGAUUUUAGGAAUUAUUUCUGUGAGCUUCACAUGAGGUGUCUGGCAGAUCCUUCUUGGAGGAUGUUUUCCUGCGUUAUCGUUUGCUCAUAAACUAUAUUUACUAAUGACCAGUUUUCUUUUCCUUGAGUAAUGUAGCUCAAUAAAACAUAACGUUGCUGCUUCUGAAUCCUUAGACAAAAUAACAGUUUAAAAUUAAAUCGUUAUUCCACACGGACUGUUAAAAGUUAUCAAUUGUUCCUAGUUAUGACUGACAGUAUCAGCAUUUAUGACAUUGUCAGACACCUUGAGAGCAUACCAGGGACGUAAAAGCAAUAGAAAAAACACUAAAGAAGAAGAUUACUAUAUAUAGAUCAUACCUGCAAGAUGCAUCAAUCCUAGCGUUUUUAUACCUUUAUCAUUGUUGUCAAACAUCUUUCAACAAAAUUUAUCAAAAUUAUCAUUUAAUUCAGCCAUUGGUCGCACAUAACUGAGUACUCCUUAACAACAGGUAACCUUCUGUUAAGGUUUGCAUUACUUGGAAUGUUAUUAGUACGUGCUCUCAGAUUUCAGUCCCUAAUACCACUGAAAAUUAUCAACCUAAGUUAUACUUUCAGUCGUCGGAAGAGAUGCCAGACUUGCAGAGCGAAAUGAGAAGUAACACUGGGAUCAUCAAACAACUCCCAAUGGCAAUUUUUAUUUAUUUCUGUUGUGUGUGCAUCUUUGAGCAAUUUCGGUACCCUUAAUAACGCAAUUAACAACAGCCAAGAGUUUUAAUCGUAAUUCUCAAUAACGUUUCCCAACAUACUUCUGGAAUAUCAGAGGAGCAUAGCUUAUUGGGAGCAGCAAUUUCUUCUCUCAGUAGACCAUUGUUAUGAUUUUCAGUCUACAUUACAGAUAAAUUUCUUCUCUGUUCAUUAUUAGUAUUUCAGUGGGCUUGCUUGAAGUCAUAACACCAUACCACCACUUUUCCUUCACUCGUGACAAUACCUCCAGAUGAUUCACGCAACUGACUUGAUUUUGGUAGGAUUAUGUUCCCAAAUAAAUGUAACUGCUCGCCCACUUCACCAUUUACUGCAUGAAAAUUAUUAGUACGGCACUGUGUAACGCUGAUUACAAAGACAGAUAACAAUAACCUGAAGGCAUGUGAUGGAGUAACGCUCCCAACAAGCUAUUUAAUAUUAUUAUGAGUGUGGAAACGAAUGAUUACUGCAAUCAGUUUUUUUAUAUGUAAAUGUACCUCCGUUUUGAACGAAGACUUUUACUGAAGGUAACAUAACACCUUGCGCGAAAUAUUUUCAGUGAAUGAGCUUGUUACUUAAUCUUUACCAUAAUUUAUUUUAUAAUCCAGUAUUAGACGUGAUGAAGUUACCACAAAAAAUUUAGUGUUACACUGAUUAAUGACUGCUUUGCUAACCCUUAUGCACUAAAGGAAAGCUACUUCGCUUUCUUCAUCAAGUUAGUUUGCGUAUUUUAAAGUGCAUGAAAUCUUUACAGGAUCAGUUUUAUUUUGCCAUGUAGUAAAUAAAUUUCUUGUACACUACAAAUACUUACAGAUACGUAUUUGUACUUAACGCAAAAGCAUUGCAUAUAAAUGUUUCUGCAAAACAAAAUACAUAUAGAGCCACAAUACACAUGUGACGACAGGAACAAGUGUUCCACGUAAAACAUGUAUGACUUUGGUCGAAGUAUUGUCGGGCUGUGUACCUCAGCAGGCCAUGAAAAAAUGUUAAUCCUUCCGAUAAGAUGAAUACAUAUGACACAUCAUAAAUUGAUUGACUGUGUAUUAUUACGACUACCGCCAUGGUCUUUAAGCUAAUGACCUCAACGUGUUCGAGUGUCUCGUCGCUACUGAACCAUGAAGAGUGCUGAGAUACCUGGAAUCAUGCCCUGGACAUAACCUGCUUUCAGUUCAGUUGUUGGGUGAACCCUGCAUAUUGAACAUUGAUUAACUGAGGCAGCGUUUCACUGCAUUUUUUAUCGUAUGAGCUGUGAAUAUCGUGUGAUAUUUUUCCAGUACAAACGCUUCAAAACGGCUGCAUACAAGGAGGCAGACGUCCAAAGAUGUACUAGCCUGCAGUUCAGUUUCCUGUGAUAAAAUUCUGUAGGCUACGAGAACUUCUGUUCCUUGUCGAGUGAGUAACGCAUGUACAUAUGAACAAGUGCUGUAUGCUAGCGUACGAGCUCGUAGAACAAGAGACAGUGAAAUUCGGACACUGAGAUGAAAACUAUGAAGUGGAUAUUUAUUGCAAGUAAUUGUGUACCUGAAAAUGGCAGCUUUUCACAAUAAAUGCAAGAAUCUAUUUCCACUGCAUCAUGUAACCAUCAGCUCAAGGCGACAGUCAUUUUCAGUGAAAUUAAUGUUGCUAAAAACAUAUUUUCAACUAAAUUAUUUACCAUGUGGGAAUAAAUUUUUGCUUCAAAGUGAUAGCUUUAUCGAGUGUUGCAUAGAAAAGAGACUAUAACAUCGAUCAGUUCUGACUUUGUUGAAUUGGCACUAUGUUGUUAUCCAUAAAUAUUUUUGUGAAUAUAAUAUAUUUCUGUUAGAAAAUAAAAUAAAUAAAUAAAGUGUUAA